Molecule: messenger RNA, 8478 nt
Organism: Merops nubicus (carmine bee-eater)
Lineage: Eukaryota; Metazoa; Chordata; Aves; Coraciiformes; Meropidae
Product: nesprin-1-like
Exons: 50
Molecular function (GO): protein binding
Source: RefSeq, a predicted model, not a curated record
CGCCAUCCUCCCAUGCUGGUGAAUGAUCUGUUUGAAGAUAUCAAAGAUGGGGUAAUGCUAAUAGCCCUUCUGGAGGUUCUUUCAGGGCAGAAGCUGCCUUGUGAGCAGGGACGGCAGCUGAAGAGAAUUCACUGGGUUGCCAACAUUGGCACAGCUCUUAAGUUUCUAGAAGGAAGACGGAUUAAGCUUGUCAACAUAAAUUCAACUGAUAUUGCUGAUGGAAGGCCUUCUAUUGUGCUUGGCUUGGUGUGGACCAUAAUUUUGUAUUUUCAGAUUGAAGAGCUUACCAGCAACCUCCCACAGCUGCAGUCAUUGUCUAGCAGUGCUUCUUCUGUGGAGAGUGUUGUCGGUUCAGAAACUGCGAGUCCCCCAAGCAAGCGGAAGGUGGUAACCAAGGUCCAAGGAAGUGCCAGGAAGGCUUUGUUAAAAUGGAUACAGUACACAGCAGCAAAGCAAGUUGGAAUUGAAAUCAAAGAUUUUGGACAGAGCUGGAGGAGUGGUGUUGCAUUUCAUUCUGUUAUUCAUGCUAUCCGCCCGGAUUUAGUGGACAUGGAGAAAGUGAGGGGAAGGUCAAAUAGAGAAAACCUGGAAGAAGCCUUCACACUUGCAGAAGCAGAACUAGGAAUUCCAAGGCUCCUUGAUCCAGAAGAUGUGGAUGUUGACAAGCCAGAUGAAAAGUCUGUUAUGACCUAUGUAGCACAGUUUUUGAAGUACUAUCCUGAUCCUCAUCAUACAGUACCUGACGUGCAGGAGCCUGAUAGGGAAGACAGACUGAUGCUGAGAGACUUGAAAGUGUGGGCAGAACAAUUUGAAAGAGACUUAGCCCGAGCACAGGUGGCAGAAACAAGCUUACAGGAAAAAUAUCAGUCAUUUAAGCAUUUCAGAAUACAAUAUGAGGUAAAAAGGAAACCGGUUGAACUUGUAAUCCAGUCGUUAAGGAAAGAUGGUAAAUUAUCACUCGAUCAAGCUAUGGUGAAGCAAGCAUGGGACAGAGUUUCUUCCAGGCUACUUGAUUGGCACAUACACCUUGAUAAAUCUCUUCCUGCACCUUUGGGUACCAUAGGUGCUUGGCUCUAUAGAGCAGAGGCUGCUCUGAGGGAAGAAGUAACUGUUCACCAAACUCAUGAGGAAACAGCAAAUACAAUACACCGGAAGCUUGAACAACAUAAGGAUCUGCUGAAAAACAUAGAUGCUCACAAAAAGGCAUUCCAUGAGAUCCAUGGAGCCAGAUCUGUUAACGGAGUGCCUAUUCCAUCUGACCAAUUAGAGGAUAUGGCAGAGAGGUUUAAUUUUGUUGUCUCUUCAUCUGAGCUCCAUCUGUUGAAGAUGGAGUUUCUGGAACUGAAGUACCGUCUACUGUCACUCUUAGUCCUUGCAGAAUCAAAGUUAAAAUCAUGGAUUAUCAAAUAUGGAAGGCGAGAGUCAGUGGAACUACUUCUUCAAAAUUAUAUUUCUGUUAUUGAAAAUAGUAAGUUCUUUGAGCAGUAUGAAGUUACUUACCAGAUCUUGAAAAGAGCAGCUGAAAUGUAUGCCAAAGCAAAUGGCUCAGUGGAAGAAGUUGAGAAUGUGAUGAAAUUCAUGAGUGAAACAACAGCACAGUGGAGGAACCUCUCAGUAGAGGUGAGAAGUGUAAGAAGCAUGUUGGAAGAAGUAAUUGCUAAUUGGGACAGAUACAGUAGCACUGUGGCAGGUCUACAAGCUUGGCUGGAAGAUGCUGAAAAAAUGCUGAAUCAGCCUGAACAUUCUAAAAAGGAUUUCUUCAGGCACUUACCUCAUUGGAUCCAACAGCACACAGCCAUGAAUGAUGCUGGUAAUUUUCUGAUUGAAACAUGUGAUGAGACUAUUUCCAGAGACCUUAAACAGCAGCUUCUGUUACUAAAUGGAAGAUGGAGAGAAUUGUUUAUGCAAGUUAAGCAGUAUGCUCGAGCAGAUGAACUGGACAAAAUGAAGAAAGAAUACUUGGAUGGUGUUACCCAUUUGACUACUUUUAUUGAUGGAAGCAAUAAGAAAUUUUCAGUCCCUGUAGAAGUGUCCUUCCUUGAUGUCAAAAUGUUUGUACGAGAUUUAGAAGAUAUUAAGCAGAAAUUGCCUGCGAUGGAAGCUCAGUACAAAGUGGUUACAAGAACAGCACAACUUGUUACAAAAGAAGUUCCCGAAGAGGAAGGGAAUGAAAUGCUUGGAACUUUGGCGAGGAUCAAAGAGCAGCUUAGCAAGGUUAAGGAAUACUCCUGUGCCCUGCUGUAUGAAUGCCAGCGUCUGUUGUCUCCAUUGGAAGAACUGGAGAAACAAAUCACACAUUUUUAUGAAUCUCUUGAAAAAGUCAAUGAAAUAAUUUCUAUCCUGGAUCCUGAAGCGCAACCUACAACUAUUCUUAAACAAAAAGCCCAAGAUUUGGUAGCUUAUCAAGAAAACUGCAAGAAAGAUUUGUCCCUGAUUGAGAGAAACAGUCAGAGUAUCCUUCAGUGUGUGGCUUCAAGUGAAGUGUCACAGCAUUUCCAUCAGUCAACAUUUCAGAGGAAAGUUACACAAGUUCAGAUUACUUUUCAGAAUAUGGUCAGGAAAGCUGGUGACUGGAGAAAAAACAUAGAAGCAAAUAGUCGUUUGAUGAAGAAAUUUGAAGAGUCUAGAGCAGAGCUGGAGAAAGUAAUACAGAUUGCCAAUUGUUGCUUAAAAGAAAAAGGAAAUCCUGAAGAACUUCUCAGGAGACAUAGUGAAUUCUUUAACCAGUUGGACCAAAGAGUCCUAAAUGCCUUCCUGAAGGCAUGUGAUGAACUCACUGACAUCCUUCCAGAGCAAGAGCAACACAACCUUCAGGAAGCUGUGAGAAAACUCCAUAGGCAGUGGAAGGAUCUUCAGACAGAAGCCCCAUAUCAUUUGAUCCACUUGAAGAUAGAAGUACAGAAGAGCAAGUUUCUGGUCACAGUGGAGGAGUGCAAAGCUGAACUAGCCCGACAGAACAAGGUGUUAUCAAGAGAAGGCAAUGAAAGGAUGAUCAAAGAACACAUGUUGUUCUUUGGUGACAAGGGACCUUACCAGCUGUGUGAGAAAAGGCUGCAACGGAUUGAAGAACUGUGCCAAAAACUGCCAGUUACUGAUCCAGUGAGGGCUGCAUUGGAGACUAGCCAACGAAUCCUGAAGGAGCUCAAAUCCCAGAUACACAGCACAUACGUAAAGUUAACAGAGCACUCAGACACCUGGAAGGCCUAUAAGAACAGAUUUUCUGAAUUGGCAAACUGGAUUUUGUCAACAGAAAGAGAGCUGAAGAAGAUAAAAGAAAGUGUAAAUGAUACUGCCAAAUACAAGCAAUUAAAAGCAUCCAUGGGGGAAAUUAGGAAGUGUAUUAACAAGCAAGGAGAAAAUCACAGCUGGCUGAAAUCUAGACUUGCUACUUUGACUGCAGUAUGUCCUGAUUUGGAGGCCAAAAAGACAGAGGAUGAGCUUUCUAAACUUUCCAGUGACUUCAAGGGACUCCUAGAUUUGCUGGCUGAGAUUGAAAAUACUUUAAGUACUGUUGGAGAAUGUGUCCAGUACAAAGAAGAAGUUAAAAGUGCAAUUGAAGAGUUAAUCAGCAACUCUAAAGAAGCCCAAGCAGAGGCUGAAAAGAUCCUGGAUACGGAAAGUUUAUUACAAGCUCAGCAACUACUACUUCAUCAUCAGCAAAGGACGAGGAGACUCCGUGCAAAGAGGCAAGAUGUGCAACAGCAGAUUUCCCAAGCUAAACAGCUGCAGAUUGAAGGUGGACUGCCCAGCACAAUGCAAGAGGAUUUACAGAAGCUGGAAGGAACUUUGGAGAACAUGCAGCAGACUAUGGAGAAGCGUGAAGAGCAACUGCAGGCCACAAUAAAUAAAUGGGAGCAGUUUGAAAGGGACAAAGAAACAGUAGUAAAGUAUCUCAAUCAAGCAAGCUCUGCACUUGAGCGUAUCUUAAACUUUAGCAGUUUAGAGAGCCUCUCCUCAGAACUGGAUCAGACAAAGGAACUUUCUAAACAGACUGAAGCAAUGGCAGUGCAGGCUGAGAAUCUGGUGAAGAAUUCUUCUGAGAUACAGCUUGGUUCAAAGAACAAGCAGUCCCUUCAGCAGCAGGCAAAAUCAAUCCAAGAACAAGUGAAAAAAGUAGAAGUUACUCUUGAAGAAGAUAUUAAAAGCAUGGAAAUGGUGAAAAACAAGUGGGAUCAUUUUGGCAGUAAUUUUGAAGCUCUGUCCAUCUGGAUAGCUGAACAAGAAAAAGAACUGGAAACUUUGGAAACUUCAUCAUCUCCUUUGGACAUACAGAUCAGCCAAAUCAAGGUUAUUAAUAAAGAAGUAGAUGGUAAAGUAACUGGAAUCUCAGAACUAGAAGAGGAAGCUGAGUCUUUUUCCAAAUUUAUUACCUCUGGAGAAUGCGCACAUAUUAAAGCCAAACUGACUCAGGUCAAAAGGUAUUGGGAAGAGCUAAGAGAUCAUGCACAGAGACUGGAAGGAACAAUCACGGGGAAUGUAUCAGCACAGCAGAAAUAUGAGGAAAGUCUUAAACAGGUGCAACAGGCAGUGUCUGAAUUUGAAGCUAAGCUAGCUGAGCCUCUCACAUCGUGCUCUUCAUCAUCAACAACAUAUACAACUCUUCAGGAUUGCAUGGACCUUUGUCACACUGUGGAAAAACUGAGCAACACUCUGGCCUCUCUCUCAGCCUGUGCCCGAAAGGUGGCCAACAAAGAAAAAGCCGCUCAGGAGGUUACAGGAUUACAGCAGAAAUAUGAAAAGGUGUUAAAAACUGCUAAAGAGAAACAGACCUUAUUAGAGACUCUUCUGGUUCAGUGGCAGAAGCAUGAGAAGGAGCUGUCUGCCUUCCUGACCUGGUUAGAGGAGUGUGAAGCCACAGCCAGGCCUUCAGAACAGUAUGUUUCUGCUGACAGAGUUAAACUGGAAGGCGAACUGCAGAUACUGCAGGAUCUGCAAGCAGAUAUUGAGUCCCAUGCUUCAGUCUAUGAAAGCCUGUUACAGUUAAAUGAGUCACUAUUCUCAACAGCUUCCAAACAAUGUGUGGAAACAGUAAAAGAAAAGUUUGAAGAGCUGGAUGAGAGGUGGAAAGCUUUACCGCAAACUGUUGCUAAAAGGAUCAACUUCCUUCAAUCUCUUGUUGCUGAACAUGGACAGUUUGAUGAGCUACUGCUCAGUUUUUCAGACUGGAUUAAGAAGUUUCUUGCUGAACUACAAGCCACUUCAGAGAUAAGCACAGCUGAUCAACAACUAGCUGCAUCUCACAAUAAGAACCACUCAAUGGAAGUCGAAAGUAAGAAACAGCAGUUGCAAAGUCUGAAGGAACAUGUAGAUAAAUUGUGUUCUUUCAGUUGCCUAGAAGACCAGCAGACAUUGCAGGGAAAGACUGAAGACUGCCUUCAGAUCUUCCAGGAGGCAAGUCAAAUAACUAGUCAAAGACAAGAGGCUCUGGAUAAGCUGCGAGUAUUCCUGGAGCUCCAUAGUGCUGCAUCAGGACUGCUCCACCAGCUGAGGCAGACAGUGGAGAAAACUGGAAAUAUGGAUAAAGCUAAAUCUGAAUUACUGGAGAAGGAUCUCAGUGAUGUUAUUCAAGAUAUUAAGAAGCUGGAAUCUGUUGCCAGCGGUUUGGAUGGUUCCCUUACUAAGGCCCGGUACCAUCUAAAACACGGCAUUUCUGAACAGAGGACGUCCUGCAGGGCUGUGGUAGAUAAUCUGUGCUUGGAACUGGAGGCAGUUCAAAACCUGCUGGGAACUAAACAGAGUGAGGCGGAAGCUCUGGGAGUCCUGCAAAGAUCUUUCAUGGAACGUAAAGAACAGCUACUGAAGAGUAUUGAAGAUACUGAGGAAAAGGCUGACAAGGAGGGCCUGAAGGAAGCAACACUACAAGCCCUCCAGCAAAGAUUGAGGGCCUUUAACCAGCUAGAUGAAGAAUUGAAUUCUUGCCAGCAUGAACUCCAGUGGCUCAUGGACAAAGCAAAACAAAUAGCCCAAAAAGACAUCACACUUGCUCCUGACAUCGACAAAGAGAUAAAUUACUUACAAUCUCUGUGGGAAGAUACCAAGAAAGUUAUACAGGAGAAAAAGGAGCAGUCCUGCAUUCUUAUUGAUCUGAUGAAGGAAUAUCAGAGCUUGAAGUCAACAGUAAUGAAAGUCAUAGACAGUGCUGUGAGUGCUUCCAUGAUCAAAUCCAUUUGGAAAGAUCGUGAAGAUGUCAGACGAACUUUAUCAAAGCAUGAAGCUGCCAAGACUGAUCUGAGUGAUAAACAAAAAGACCUGGAUACUUUCAGCAAUAAAGGAAAACAUUUGCUAGCAGAACUGAAAAGAGUGCAUAACUGUGACUCCACUGCGGUAAAAACAGAUAUGAACAGUACAGUGGACAAAUGGCUGGAUGUGUCUGAAAGAAUUGAAGGCAACAUUGACCGGCUGAGUAUAAGUGUGUCUCUAUGGGAUGACAUCCUGAAAUCUGGAGAUGAAAUGGAUGAAUGGUGCAAUAAGUGCCUUUCUCAACUGAAUGAAGGCAUCAACAACUUGAGUAACAGUCAGAGAAUGGAGAUACUCCUGAAAGACUUCCAGUCUGAAGUCAAGGAUAAAGAACUCAAGUUGGAGCAGCUUAGUUCCAAAAUUUCAGAACUCAAAGAACUGACCUACAGUCAAGAGCCUCCUGCAGAUCUCCAGUUUAUAGAAUCAGAUUUGAGGCAGAGGUUGGAACAUGCCAAAGAAAUGUCAGAGACAGCAAAAGAGAUGCUGAAAGAUUUCUGUACUCAGAAGAUGCAGUUACAUAAGUUUAUCAAUCAGAUGACAGACUGGUUAACAGAAGUUGAAGAAACACUGUUAAGCUGUGCAUGUAACCUGGAUCCUGAAUCUCUAAAUAAAGUGAAGGAAACACAAAAAGACCUUCAGCUUCAGCAGAGCAGCAUUGACUCGGCCCUUGAGAACCUCAACAGUCUGUGUCGCAAAUACCAUUCUGCAGAGCUGGAAGCUCUUGGUGGCACUGUCACUUCAUUAGUAAAGAAGUAUGAAGCUGUGAAUCUGCUCUGUUUCAGAACACAGGCCAGCAUGCAAGAGUCCUUGGAAAAACAUUUCCUCUGCUCUAUGCAAGAAUUCCAUGAAUGGUUUUCUGGUGUGAAGGCUGCAGUAAAAGAAUCAUCUGACAGGUCUGGAGACAGCAAAGCCAUAGAGACAAAGCUACAUGAUUUGCAGAGGGUGCUGGAUUCUGUUAGUGAGGGACAGAACAAGUUAGAUGCUGCCUGCAAGGAAGGAGAAAGUUUGUACGCUUGCUUACCCAAACCAGUUGUCAGCCAUAUUCAGGAGGAGAUAGCGAAGUCUAACCAGAACUUCCAGGAAUUCCUCAACCAGUGUCUGAAAGAUAAGGAAGCCCUGGAAGCUUGUGCCUCACACCUGGGAAGCUUUGAAGAUCAGCACAAGAAACUUGGCCUGUGGCUACACAGCAUGGAAGAAAGAAUAAGCACAGAAGCAAUAGGAGAGAACAAACAGCUUAUUUCUGAGAAGAAAAAGGAGAUACAGAAAGUGGAAAAGUUCCUGGAAGAGUUACUGAAUUCAAGGGAAUCUUUUGAUAAGCUGUCCCAAAUGGCACAGACCUUAGAUGAAGAAGGCCAUGGUACAGGGAGGGAAGUGCACCUGGCUUCUCAACAUCUCACCAGUUAUCAAAACAUGGUCAAAACUGUCAAGGAGAAGCUGAGAACAUGUCAGCUUGCACUGGAAGAGCAUCUCACUUUGGAGGAGGCAUUGCAGAGUAUGUGGUCAUGGGUGAAAGAGGUUCAAGAUAAGCUGGCAUCAUCAGAGAGCACUGUUGGUAGCAAAGCCACACUAGAGAGACGACUGACACAAAUUCAGGAGAUCCUCUUACUCAAAGGUGAUGGUGAAGUUAAGCUGAACAUGGCUAUUGGCAAAGGAGAACAAGCUCUUAGAAGCAGCAGUGAAGAAGGACAAAAGGUGAUACAAACUGAGCUGCAGACACUGAAGGAUGUAUGGAAUGACAUCAUCAGCACCUCAGUGAACUGGCAGAGUUGCCUGGAGUCUGUCAUUAACCAGUGGAAUGAAUACCUGGAAAGGAAAAACCAGCUGGAGCAGUGGUUGGAGAAAAUGGAUCACAAAGUGGAACAGCCUUUAGAAGCACAGAUUGGUCUGAAGGAGAAGUUUGCUCAACUGGACCACUUCCAGGCUAUUGUUUCUGAGAUAGAGGAUCACUCGGGUGAUUUACAGCAACUCAUUGAAAGGGCUGUGGAACUCUAUGAAAAAACAGAGGAUGAUUCCUUUGGAGAAGCAGCUCAAAAAGAACUAAAAACACAGUUCAGUGACAUCACAACCGUGGCUAAGGAGAAAAUGAGGAAAGUGGAAGAUAUUGUGAAGGAUCAUUUGCUAUACCUUGAUGCUGUGCAUGAAUUCACAGACUGGCUCCAUUCUGCAAAGGAAGAGCUGCAUCGCUGGUCAGAUACAUCUGGAGAUAAAUCAACCAUCCAGAAAAAGCUGGCCAAAAUCAAU